CAUGCUCUUUAUUGAACAAAUUUCACAUUUGUCCAAGUAAAUAUAAUGACUGUUAAUAGUUUAAUAAAUAUCAGCAUCAAAAUAGAAAAAUAUGAAGCCUAAGUUAAUAAAUGUAAAUAAUUUUUUAUUUAUUUAUUAUUUUCAUUAUUAAAAUGCUUAAAAUAAAAUGAGGAUGGAAAAGUAAUUAAUGAAUAGCUACAAUAAAUUAGAGCGAAAAACGUUAUCUAUAGCUAUAGUUGGGAUACCUUCUAACAUCUGUUAGCCCGGCUAGCUAUUUAUUUAGCCUACACUUUAGAAAUAAAUCGUCAGCUUGAAGCUCUAACAAACAAAUGUGUGAUUAGACUAUAAGAAAGUCUGUGAGAGACAGCGCAAAAAAAAAAAAACAGACUACAAUGCAAGCGAUUCCUCUCUCCCUCUCUGGUGCGCAGGUGGGGAGGGUGAAAUCUCAGUUUGAAGUCUCAGUCUUCCUCAUUUCAACGGACUACAGCAGCGUCUGUCGGACCAUCAGCUCCUCAGUCCCAUCAUUCGGUGCAGUUUUGAGAAAUCGUUACACCUACGUGGCUUUAAUGCACACCAAGCUAUGUACGUGACCAAAACAAUGACCUGUUGUUAUUUUUGGCACUGUUCUCUGCGCUGAACGACUGAAUACCCAUGAGCAUCAUCUCAGGGAACGGACUGUCUGGCGGAGCGCAGGACGGGAUGGGAUCGCAACAGCGCGUUUAGUUGAGGGAAAUGGGAAGUUUAAACGUUCGUGGACUGCAGCUUCUGGCUAAAAAACACGAGAGGAGCGGCUUUAAAUGAAGUUUAAAAAGUAAUCAUCUGCAAUAAUACAAUAAUCACAUCUGAAUGAACUGCCCUGUUUGUGGCGGACUGUUUAUUCUUCACAUUAAGCAGCGCUGGUUCUUCAGGCACAAUGAAAUCCAUCUUCUACACUCGCUUUUUCAUCCUUCUUCCGUGGAUCUUGAUAGUGAUAAUCGUGAUCGACAUCGACACGAAGAGAUUGUCUGUUCGGAACACGGCCAGCUUCUAUUUGUCUCGGCUGGGAAAUGUGCAGCAGCAGCGGCAGGUCGUCAGGACGACUCGGACCAGCAGCAGCACCACAAGCAGCAGCAGCGGGAGUAACGCCACAUCUCUCCCGGUCAUUUAUGCCAUCACUCCCACUUACAGCCGAGCGGUGCAGAAAGCUGAGCUCACCCGCUUGGCAAAUACGUUCCGCCAGGUUCCGCAGUUCCACUGGAUCGUGGUGGAGGACUCGAACUCCCACACGGAGCUGGUUUCGCGGUUUCUUGCCCGAUCUGGGCUGCGAUACACUCACCUGAACGUGUUCACCCCGCGCAGGUUCAAGCGGACGGGGAUGCCCCGAGCGACCGAGCAAAGGAACUUGGCGCUCGGCUGGCUGAGAGGACACCGCGCGUCCAAAGAUAAAGGAGUCGUUUUCUUCGCGGAUGAUGAUAACACUUACAGCCUUGAGUUAUUUGAAGAGAUGCGGUCAACCAGGAGAGUGUCAGUGUGGCCAGUGGGACUCGUUGGAGGCCGGAGGUACGAGCGGCCCCUGGUGGAAAAGGGGAAAGUGGUCGGCUGGUACACAGGCUGGAAGGCCGACAGGCCAUUCGCAAUUGACAUGGCUGGCUUUGCAGUGAACCUGCAGGUGAUCCUGUCAAACCCACGUGCCCUAUUCAAGAGGAGAGGAGCCAAACCAGGGAUGCAAGAAUCAGAUUUCCUCAAACAGAUCACCAAGGUGGAGGACUUAGAGCCAAAGGCCCGGAACUGUACCCAGGUCCUUGUCUGGCAUACCCGGACCGAGAAGGUCAACCUGGGUAACGAACCAAAGCGGCAGCAGGAUUCGGUUUUUAUAGAGGUCUAGCAAACGACACUGCACUAGGACUGUCAAGACACUGGAUGGAGGCCCGCCAUCACUGGCACUUUCUAAAAGGAUGGCCGCCUUUGAACUUUAGGAUACCUGCUCUGGCGGAAAAGACAAGCUAUCUCGGGUUCCUGGAUUCUCUACUGACGCACUGUAUCUGCUGGAGCUUCUCACUGUGGCAUCACACUGGAUUACCUGUAACUUGGUGGAGGAGAAACCAUGGAUAUGUGGUUUUUAAAUGCCAACUGUAUGUGAAAACUUGAUCUUAUUCCCAAUGUGGUAGUAAACAGACCACUAUCCCUUUUCCUCGGACUCUGAAUGUUCGGAAAAUUAGAUCAACUUAUGUGAAUGCGGGAGAAAAGGACCAGCUGCUUGACUAAUGUACAGAGAGGUUAGUGCUGCAGGAAAAAACUAACUGUCCAUGAAAAUAAAAGGAA
Megalobrama amblycephala (Wuchang bream) is the source of this 2301-nucleotide messenger RNA. It is a transcript of the gene b3gat2, whose product is annotated as beta-1,3-glucuronyltransferase 2 (glucuronosyltransferase S). Bases 914 to 1864 code for a protein of 316 amino acids. Gene Ontology annotation, cellular component: Golgi membrane. The record is from RefSeq and is a predicted model, not a curated record. Gene Ontology annotation, molecular function: galactosylgalactosylxylosylprotein 3-beta-glucuronosyltransferase activity. The transcript is spliced from 4 exons. NCBI's taxonomy places the organism in Eukaryota, Metazoa, Chordata, Actinopteri, Cypriniformes, Xenocyprididae. Gene Ontology annotation, biological process: chondroitin sulfate proteoglycan biosynthetic process; carbohydrate metabolic process.